Messenger RNA from Episyrphus balteatus (marmalade hoverfly), 3326 nucleotides. RefSeq lists its product as uncharacterized. NCBI's taxonomy places the organism in Eukaryota, Metazoa, Arthropoda, Insecta, Diptera, Syrphidae. Gene Ontology annotation, molecular function: DNA-binding transcription factor activity, RNA polymerase II-specific; RNA polymerase II cis-regulatory region sequence-specific DNA binding; zinc ion binding. The coding region runs from base 493 to 2124 and encodes 543 amino acids. The transcript is spliced from 5 exons. The record is from RefSeq and is a predicted model, not a curated record. Gene Ontology annotation, cellular component: nucleus. Gene Ontology annotation, biological process: negative regulation of transcription by RNA polymerase II; positive regulation of transcription by RNA polymerase II; cell fate commitment.
GGAUGCUUUGUUUAACAGUGGUAUAUUUCGUAUGCCAUUGAAAAAUAUUCUGUUUAAUGAAUUAUUAUACUCCUUUAUAUUAUUACAGAAAAUUGAACAAAAUGAUUUAAAUAAAAUAUAUUUAAAAUUAACAAUAAUGAAUUUCAUCUAAUAUGUGGUGUGUUGUCCUUCGUGUACUUAAUUCGGCAUUACAAAAAACUGGCUAAUAUUUUCGGCUGUCUCCUUUAUUCAUUCUUCAUUUGUCAGCAAAAAAUAUAUUGGGUUUAAUUAUUUGAAGAAAAACCUAAAAAAUUACUAGUUUUUAUCAUUUAUGUCAUGAACUAAUGUUUUCGUCUAUCGAAUUUUUGUAUUUAUUUGUGUACUGGAACAAUCUCAUAUAUGUAUGUUUCACUUCAAAAUUUAUUGUGUUUACCUGUAUACAUUUCAUUUGUUGCAAUUUUUUGUUGUACAAAUUCAUACAAAUAUCAAGAAAUAAAAAUAUAUUAAGUAAUUAUGUGUAAUGUACCACCAAAGUUCUAUCAAGUUUGUCGAUUGUGCAUGAGUCUUGUCAAUGACUAUGAUGUUGAAAAGUUAAACAUUUUCGAUUCACCUUGCGUCAAUAAUAAUGCGAGUCAACAUCAAUCUCAGUCCAAGAAAGCUAAAUAUGCAUACGAUGAUAUUGAGACCAAUAAUCUCGACGAUAAUGAAAGCAAUGGAUCAGAAUCUACUAAGACGCAGCAGCAUUUAUCAAAAGGAAAAUCAGCUGAUGGUAAAUCAAUACCAUCUACUUCUGCAUAUUCUGCAAAAUCCCAACGUCAUAAUAUCUUAGAAACGUGUAUCGAAGGGGUGGAUAAAAGUAAAAUAAAUGGUGAGAGGGAUUGUAUUCAAAAAAAAUAUGAGGGAGAUUCAAUUCUUAAUCAAAAGAAUGUGGAAUCGAUUUCAUCAGUUGUGUUAUCAACACCACCAAGAUCUUCAAAAACAUUAACAACAUCUCCUAAAACCCUAAAUCUCCCAUCGCCAACAAAAGUGAUUGAAUUGGAAGCUUCUUCUUUCUACUCUACUUUCAAAUCGGAAACGGGGCAGAACAUCUUGGUAACAGACAGUGAAGAUUGUGAUAUCAAAAAAUGUUUUAAUGACUUGACUGCGGAAGAUAAGAGUGAUGAAGAUGGUGAUUCAUCAUUAGAUAUCAUCGGACAGAUAUAUAACUGCUUAUCCAUAAAGGUCACACCAAAUGAUGGUCUUCCGUCGGUUGUAUGUUAUGAAUGCAGAAACAAACUUGAAGACUGCUACCAGUUUCGAUUAGUGGCACUUAAAACGCAGAUUGAUUUGAAAACAAUUCUACAAAAUCAUUUAUCUAAAGUUGGUGCGAACAAUGAAGAAAAAGAAAAAUUGUCUUUCAAUAUGAAAACUGGCCGCAGGAAGCAAGCCUGUCCAAGCAAAUCGGACUGCAAAGAUAUUUUUGAAAAUGCAGGUCAUACAUUUAAAAAUCAACAUCACUCCGAUGACUAUUUAGAUCACAGCAGUUGGACCAAUAAUGCUCCAGGUGAAAAAUCAAAGAAUAAAAGCUCGAGUUUUAUUAGCAGCCAAAAGGAUAUGUCUUGUUCGAACUGUGGAACAUUAACAACAACCAUAUGGAGAAGAAAUGUUCGAGGAGAAAUGGUUUGUAAUGCAUGUGGUCUGUAUUUUAAAUUACAUGGUGUUAACAGACCACAUUCGAUGAGGCGUGAUACUAUUCACACACGCAGAAGACGCCCUAAAGGCAGUGAAAUGGGUGGAAGAAAAAGAAAUAAAAUUGCUGCUGCAAGUUCAUCAGACACAAGCAAUCAUCGAGAACGCGAACAGAAAGAUGAUCUUCAAGUUUUAAAAAAUAGCUCCUUUUUUAUGACUUUGGGCUCUAACAGUCCCGACAAAACAGCUUUUUCUUCACAGCAUUACUCGCAGUACCUGUGCUCACGUCAAAAUACUCAAGUCGACAAGGAAAUUCCAGUUGACGUUAAGAAAGAACUCAAUACAUCUCGAAACGAAGAAACUGAAAGCGAUAAUAGCAGUCAUGAGAAUGAGAGUUACAACUCGCCUUUAAAUUUAGUAUCUAAUGAAUCCCAAGCUAAACUUCAAUACAAUACUAACCUUAGUCGUUCAAAUUAAAAGCGUGUUCCAAAAACAAAAACAAAAAAAAAAAAUUUAACUCCUAGGGGUACCAGAUUUAACUAAUUUAUUAUAAACAAAAUAAGCAAUGAAAUCAAAUUUGACUAUUAACAUGAUAUUAUUUUAUAAAAACUACAAAUAUGGAUCAACUUAUUGUGAGUAUUUUAGUAUUUAUUUAGUAUAUUCAAAAAUUAAAAUUUAACAAAACAAACGAACAAAAAAUACUCAAUUGUUGAAGGAAUCAAUUAAUUUCAUUAUUAAUACAUAUUCGUUCAAGAUUGAUGAUUUCUGCAAUCAUAAAUACAAGAAAUCAUGUAUGUACUUAAUUGACCAUAGUAAAACUUUGGUAGAAGUUAACACGUCUUACUGACAUUCAGUAUAAUAUUAACUUAUAAAGUGGAAUAGAAUAAAAUUAAAAGAUUAAAAAAAAUAUGUAUAUAAUUCCGUUGGCCUACGCUGAAUGUCAUGACAACCACUUAUGCUUAUGAACACUUAGUAUUAUUAUUACACUUCGAAUUUACUUGUCGUUUUUUUUAAUUUUUAACUCAAUUACUUCACGUAUUAAACUUAAAACGUUAAUAUUUAUUUAACCGUAUGCUUAUUACAAUAAUAAUAAUAAAAAAAAGAUAUUACAAAAUAAAAAUUAACAAAUAUUAAAAGAAAAACAAUACAACUUAAAACUAACGUGAAAAAGUUUCUUGCCUAAAAUAUGCAAAAUGUGUGAUAAUAGAAUUACCUUCUCUUACUUUAUGUAUACUAUAUAUAUAAAGCCCUCCAUUUGGAUCGUAGUUAUGUAUUAAAUCGAAAAAUAUUUCAAUUUUUUCUCAUAUUUAACACUUUUCAAAUUAACUAAUUAAAAAACUAAAUUUGCAGAAAAUUAUGUAAAGCAUAGAAAACAACUUGCAUAGAACAGAAACAAAAAUAAAAUCGAAAUUUAAAAAAAUAAUGAAUACAAUUACAGAUCUAAACAAUUUACUAACACCGUACAUACUUUUUAAAUAUAUGUAUAAAAUAAGUAUUUUUUAGAUCUAUAAAAUAUAUUUUAACACUGAAAGUUAAGAAAUCAUAUAUUCAUUGCUUUAUUUUUAUAUGAAAAAAAAUUUAAAUUUGUAAAAUAGUAAGAAAAACAAAUAUACAAACAUGAGCCCUUUAAUGUAAUGAUAAAUAAUUAUAAUUAACUUUUCUUCUGCGGCAAAUAAUUU